Molecule: messenger RNA, 1116 nt
Organism: Varanus komodoensis (Komodo dragon)
Lineage: Eukaryota; Metazoa; Chordata; Lepidosauria; Squamata; Varanidae
Gene: HTR1F
Product: 5-hydroxytryptamine receptor 1F
Exons: 1
Coding region: 1-1116 (371 amino acids)
Biological process (GO): G protein-coupled receptor signaling pathway, coupled to cyclic nucleotide second messenger; chemical synaptic transmission
Cellular component (GO): dendrite; plasma membrane
Molecular function (GO): G protein-coupled serotonin receptor activity; neurotransmitter receptor activity
Source: RefSeq, a predicted model, not a curated record
AUGGAUUUCUUAAACUUUACUGAACAAAACUAUACAAUAGACCGAAAUGAUACCUCAGAAGACCAAGAUAAAAAAGUGACGUCCAAGAUUCUGGUUUCUCUCACGCUUUCUGUGCUAGCUGUAAUGACAACAGUCAUUAACUCUCUGGUCAUGACAGCGAUCAUUGUGACACGGAAGCUCCACCAUCCUGCCAACUACUUAAUUUGUUCCUUGGCUGUGACUGAUUUCCUGGUUGCCAUCCUAGUCAUGCCCUUCAGCAUUGUCUAUAUCGUCAAAGAGACCUGGAUCAUGGGUCAGGUGAUGUGUGACAUCUGGCUCAGUGUUGACAUCACCUGCUGUACCUGCUCCAUCUUGCAUCUCUCAGCUAUUGCUUUGGAUCGCUACCGAGCAAUCACAGAUGCUGUCGAGUAUGCCAGGAAGCGAACACCUAAACAUGCAGGCAUCAUGAUUGCCAUUGUGUGGAUCAUUUCCAUCUUCAUCUCAAUGCCGCCAUUGUUCUGGCGGCACCAGGCAACCAGCAGGGAUGACGAAUGCAUCAUUAAGCAUGAUCACAUCGUAUUUACCAUUUACACCACAUUUGGAGCCUUUUACAUCCCCCUGGCACUAAUCUUGAUUCUUUACUACAAAAUAUACAAGGCAGCCAAGACUUUUCACAGAAGGAGCAUGAGUCGGGUUCUCAAAGAGGAGGUAAAUGGACAGGGUCUCUUGGAAGCAGGUGAAAAAAGCUGCAGGCUUACUUCAUCAGCAUCAUGCACAAAAGAUAAGACCUCAAACCCUUCAGGAGAUCUGGACAGAAUCCAUCUCUCCCUGCGAAGCCCUGACUCUGAAUCCAAGAAUGAAAAGGGAUGGAGAAGACAAAGAAUUUCAACCACAAGGGAGCGCAAGGCAGCAACUACCCUUGGCUUGAUUUUGGGUGCCUUUGUGAUCUGCUGGCUUCCCUUCUUUGUGAAGGAGGUGGUCGUUAAUACCUGUGAAAGAUGUCAGAUUUCAGAAGAAAUGUCUAAUUUUCUGACAUGGUUGGGAUAUAUCAAUUCGCUUGUUAACCCGCUGAUUUAUACAAUCUUUAAUGAGGAUUUCAAGAAAGCAUUCCAGAAGCUUGUCCAGUGCAAGAGCUAA